AUGAUAGUUGGCGGGAAAGAUGUGUUAGAUCUUAGUUAAUCGUUAUAAUAUUAAUUUUCCAUUGCAUUGCUUCUGUAUUUCACUUCACACUCCAAACAAGAAAGACCCUGUAAACCCAAAACCCUCUCUCUCUCUCUCUCUCUAUAUAUAUAUAUAUAUAUGUGUUCAAACUCAACUACUAGAAAGAUUGUGAAGCAAAAGAAGAAAAACAGAGGAAAUUCAAUAAUAAACCCAAGAAAAUUCUAUUUUCUUAUUUGUCCUUGUCCAAUGGCCCUCUGGCUCUACCUCCCAACUCUCCUACUCUUCCUCCCAACUCUUCUCUCUGCUGCUUCUUCUUUUUCUCCUCCGGCUCCUCCUCCCACCGCAUUGUCACCGCCGCAAUCUCCACCGUCUCCGCCGCUGCCGCCGUCGCCUUCACUGCCUUCCCCGUCUCAGUCUCCCUCAACAUCUCCUGAAUCCCCACAACGUUCGCCCCACCGCAGGAGACACCGCAGAUCCCGGCGAAGGCAACAACAACCUUUAACUCCGGCAACGCCUCAGCAAUUCAACAACAUAAUUGAUGCGUUGAUUGGCUCCGGUGACUUCACCAACUGGGUGAAUGUCAUAUCGAACGCCGUCCUCCCUCUUAGCGCUACUCUCUUCGUACCCGAAAACGACGCCGUCAGUCCCCCGACGAUCGCCGGUCCCGGCCCUGGUGACCCCUUGAUGUUCCCCUACCAUGUGGUCCCGCAGCGGCUCUCCUUCCCUGAACUCCUGCUCUUCCAGACCAACACGCGCCUCCCCACACUCCUCCCUGGGAAGUCAAUCCUUAUCACCAACAACUCCCGGAUCAACUACACAAUCGACGGUUCUCAGAUCACCCAGCCGGACAUCUACUCCACCGGCAACAUCGCUGUCCAUGGCGUAGGCGCUGUCUUCAAUUACUCUAUCUUCGGCGAUGGUUUCGACCUUCUACCCAAACCCUCGAAGCCGGAGCCGGAGCCCAAUCAGUCGCAAGUUCGCCGGCCGCCGACGGUGGAUCACCCGAAUGGAGAGACAUUUGGGUCGAGCUCGGACUCGGCACCGCCAUGCCUGUGCAUCGAAUUUCAGGUUGUUUUCUUAGUGUUCUGUGCGGGUUUGAUUUUCAAGAUUCAGAGAAACGGCCAUGGACGGUGAAGUCUAAGGGUUUGGUAUACUGAUUGCUUUGUUUAGAGUUUCAAGAUUCCAAGAAAUAGUCUUUCUUGGACGUUCUUUUAUUGUUUUUAAUUUUUUUUAAAUGAAAUAUUUCACCUUGGCAAAGUAAAUUUAGCUGCAAUGAGUUGAGUUGAGUUUGGUUUAAUAUUAUGUACGUGCAUGCAUGGGAUUUUUUUUUUCA
Molecule: messenger RNA, 1354 nt
Organism: Humulus lupulus (European hop)
Lineage: Eukaryota; Viridiplantae; Streptophyta; Magnoliopsida; Rosales; Cannabaceae
Product: FAS1 domain-containing protein SELMODRAFT_448915-like
Exons: 1
Coding region: 160-1155 (331 amino acids)
Source: RefSeq, a predicted model, not a curated record